AUGGAGACUCGCCAAAUCAUUCGGUCCAUAAUUCACCUGUCCUCCUCCCGCCGCUAUCUCCUCCGCCCCAGUCAUUUCUCCUGCUCCUCCGCAUCAAUUACCUCCGUCGCAAGACCGCUCAGCACCUCACCACCCCGUAAUGCCUCCGGACAGGCCACCCCAGCCUCGAUUGCAGAAUCCGAAGAGAUAUCUGAAAACAAAUCAACCUCCUCCCACAAACAACCCCAAUUGCAAGAACGCUUUAAUAUUCCCAUUAAACCCUGGCCGCCGGGAGUUGUAGAAUCAAAAAGCUCCACCAGCAGCAGCAGCAACGAUGACAAACUUACCCUUGUCACAGAAGUCCUAGAAAACUUCAUACCACGCUCCAACCAACCCCGACAAUCCACCAACCCUUUCGAACCGCGAACAUCUCAAGAUGAAGCCAUGUACAGACAGGUGCGCGAGGGCCUCGGCCAAUCGCAGAAGUCACGCGUGCCCACCAUCAACUUGCGCCUAGGUCCAGAGCUGGGCCGUUCGGUGUCUGUGGAUCCGAACGCCGGUAUCGAUGUCGCGGCGGCGUUCCAGAUGAUGGAGACGAGAGUUCGGAGGAAUAGGGUUAAGUCUAUGAUGAUGAAGCAGCGGUUUCAUGUGAGGAGGGGUCAGUUGAAGAAGGAGUUGAGAAGGGAGAGGUGGCGGAGAUUGUUUAAGAUGUCGUUUCAGCAUACGUUGAGGAGGUGUGAGCAAUUGAGGAAGCAGGGGUGGUAG
Molecule: messenger RNA, 744 nt
Organism: Paracoccidioides brasiliensis Pb18
Exons: 1
Coding region: 1-744 (247 amino acids)
Biological process (GO): translation; mitochondrial translational initiation
Cellular component (GO): mitochondrial small ribosomal subunit; ribosome
Molecular function (GO): structural constituent of ribosome
Source: RefSeq, a predicted model, not a curated record